Pseudopipra pipra is the source of this 1368-nucleotide messenger RNA. RefSeq names its product zinc finger protein 239-like. The record is from RefSeq and is a predicted model, not a curated record. Lineage: Eukaryota; Metazoa; Chordata; Aves; Passeriformes; Pipridae. The transcript has a single exon. The coding region runs from base 15 to 1079 and encodes 354 amino acids.
UCUGUCAGCCGAGCAUGGCCCCGGCUGCAGGACAACCCCGCUGGCGCCGCCGUCCUGCCGGGGCCGGAGUUGGGGGGAUGUCCUUGGCCUUCCCUGUGGGCCGGAGGCAAAUCCCCUCCCUGUCCUUCUUGCUUCCUGCCCCAGGCCCCGAGCUGAGGACGGAGAGCCCGGAGGACAAAUCCCCCCGGCAGAGCCUGGUGGGAGAGGCCUUUUUGAAGGGCUCCCCGGCGCAGGAAGGCAGCGGGGAGGAAAAGGGCCGGAGAUCCCCCCGCAGGAGGGGCUCCAAAGCCAGCCCAGGGUGCUCUGAGGAGGAAAGAGCCAGCCUGUGCCGGGAAGGCGGCCGGAGCUUGAGGGGGAGCUCUGAGCUGGUGGUCCCUGAGCAGCCUCCCAGCAGGGAGAAGCCCUUCAGGUGCUUGGAGUGUGGUAAGAGCUUCAGGAAGAGCACCAACCUCCUCGAGCACCAGCACAUCCACACCGGGGAACGGCCCUACACGUGUGGGGAAUGUGGGAAGAGCUUCAAGUGCAGCUCCAACCUACGCAAGCACUGUCGUAUCCACCUGCGCAUCCACACCAGAGAGCAGCCCUACACGUGUGGGGACUGUGGGAAGAGCUUUAGGACGAGCUCCAGCCUCCUCGUCCACCAACGCAUCCACACUGGGGAACGCCCAUACAAGUGCUUGGAAUGUGGGAAGGGGUUUAGGACCAGCUCACAUCUCCUCCUGCACCAGCGGACGCACACGGAUGAGAUGCCCUUCCGCUGCACCGACUGUGGGAAGGGCUUCAGGCAGAACUCCCACCUUGUCAUCCACCGGCGCAUUCACACCGGGGAGAGGCCCCACAAGUGCUUGGAAUGUGGGAAGAGGUUUAGGACCAGUGCACAUCUCGUCCUGCACCAGCGGACACACACAGAUGAGAGGCCCUUCCGCUGCACCGACUGCGGGAAGAACUUCAGCCAGAGCUCCUCCCUUGUCACCCACCGGCGCCUCCACACCGGGGAGAGGCCCUACAAGUGUGGGGAGUGUGGGAAGAGCUUUGCCCAGAGCUCUACCUUGACCAAACACCAACAGACCCACCGGUAAGAGAAGCGCCUCGAGUGCCCCGACUGCAGGAAGAGCUUCGACUGCUGCUGCUGCUGCAACUCCAUCAGCCAUUGAAGGACCCCGUUGGGUGAUCCACAGGAACCCACGUUGGAUACAGACCUGGUGACCCUUGUUCCAGGUGAUCCAUGCUGGGCACACACCUGGUGACCCCUGUGUCCAGCCCCUGUCCCGACCCCUCUGACAGUGAGGGUGACCCAGGGUCUCGUUAACUGAUCCCUUGGGGAAGAUUACAGUUAGUUUAUCUAUCUCUCUAUCUCUCUAUCUAUCU